CUGUAUCUAUUUCAGAUGACAAACAUUUGUUCAAGCUUAUUACAAAUCCUGAGUCUCAAUCUCUCUCCCAAAAUGCUUGCCACCAUGAUCAGUGCAUCAACACUCCGAUCGCAAAAGCUUCACUGCCUACUUGUUUUCUUCUUUCUCUUAACCCCUUCUGUAACUCCAUUAAACUUCAACUUCCCCAGCUUCAGUAGCGCUGACUCCCCUAAUAUAUCUAUAGAAGGCGAUGCUUAUUUGGGAAGCCCUUUCCUCCGCCUCACACGAGACGCCACAGGCGAGGCAAAGGACUACAGCGUAGGCAGAGCCACCUACCGCCAACCGUUCCUCCUUCAGGAAAACGCUACCGGCAAACUCGCCGAUUUCACCACGAGUUUCGACUUCGAAAUUAAGUCCGUUAACUCCAACAGCGAAUCCGUCCCCGGUGACGGUCUCGCCUUCUUCAUAGCUCCAAAGGGCUCCGUCCUCAUCUCCACACUAGGCCAAGGUGGCAGUCUCGGCCUGCCCUUCAACUCCACACCUUCAGAUGACUUCGUCGUGAGGAAUCAGUAUGCUUUUGUGGCUGUGGAGUUUGAUAUAUUCUACUAUAAUGUGCUGACAACCAUCGACGACCCCCAGUACGAGCACGUGGGGAUUGAUGUCAACUCUCUCAACUCUUCCAAAUGGGAGCCUUGGGUUGGAGGUAUUACGGAAGGAAUUCGAAAUAGUGCUACCAUUACUUAUAAUUCCUCCUCGAAAAAUCUUAGUGUUGCCUUCACUACUUUAGUAACGAGUGAUCUCAACGAUUCCCAAGUUGUCCAAAAGAUGACAUAUUUUGAUUACACUGUUGAUCUGACGCGGUACUUGCCCGAUUGGGUCGUUGUUGGGUUUUCCGCUUCAACAGGUCAAUCUAUUGCCAUACAUAAGAUCAUGUCCUGGAAUUUCACUUCCACUUCACUUGUUGAUCACCCAGUUCCUGCAUCAAAUAAGCCUAUAGGACUAGUAAUUGGGUUGGGAAUUGGAGGAUGUGCUGUCGUGGUUACUGGGUUGGGUUUGGUUUGGUUCUUUUUGUGGAAGAGGAGGGAAACAGGAGAAAGUGGUGAUGAAGAUACCAUGCUUCAUGAAUUGGUUGACGAAGAAUUUGAAAGAGGGGCUUGUCCCAGGAAGUUUUCAUAUAGGGAAUUGGCUCGGGCGACGAAUAAUUUUGGGCAGGAAGAAAAGCUUGGAGAGGGAGGAUUUGGUGGGGUUUAUAAAGGCAUAAUACCAGACUUGGAGUCACCUGUUGCUGUUAAGAGGAUAUCGAGGGGUUCUAAACAAGGAUCGAAGGAGUAUGCCUCGGAAGUGAAGACAAUUAGUCGACUUAGGCAUCGCAAUCUUGUUCAACUGAUUGGUUGGUGCCACGAAAGGAAAUUUCUACUUGUGUACGAGUUCAUGCCCAAAGGCAGCUUAGACUCUCAUUUGUUCAAAGAGCAAAGCUUGUUAACUUGGGAGGCAAGAUACAAAAUUGCUCAAGGCUUGGCCUCUGGGUUGCUGUACCUACACCAAGAAUGGGACCAAUGUGUGCUGCAUAGGGAUAUCAAGUCCAGCAAUGUUAUGUUGGAUGCGAAUUUCAACGCAAAACUUGGGGAUUUUGGGUUAGCAAGGCUUGUGGACCACGGACAAGAGCCACCAACGACAGCAGUAGCUGGAACCAUGGGGUACAUGGCUCCCGAAUAUGUUAUCACGGGAAAGGCUAGCAAGGAAUCUGAUGUCUACAGCUUUGGAAUUGUUGCUUUGGAGAUUUGUUGCGGGAGAAAACCUAUCGACCCAAAGUUCGGAAGUAGUAAAGUCAAUAUGGUUGAGUGGGUUUGGGAGCUUUAUGGAGAAGAGAAAGUCAUUGAAGCAGCUGACCCGAAAUUGUGUGGAGAUUUUGAUGAGAAACAAAUGGAGUGCCUGAUGAUUGUUGGCUUGUGGUGUGCUCAUCCGGACAACAAUAUGAGGCCUUCAAUACAACAAGCCAUUCAAGUGCUCAACUUUGAGGUUCCAUUGCCGAAUCUCCCAUCAAAGAUGCCGGUGGCCACGUAUUUUGCUCCUUCGAGAUCGCUCUCAAAGUUGUCUGGUGAUGCUUCUAGUUCUCAAGGAGGGCAAACUGAAAUUUCAUGCUAUGCCUACAACACCAAUUCCACAGAGUUGACAGGAUAUUCUUCUGCAACAAAUUCUCAUCCAUCAACCUCACUUGGGUCUAAAUGUGAUAAUUCGAUGAGAAAUUACCAUUGACAUGAUCGGAUGGAUGGCAAAGAUGAAGAUGGCGCCCUUCCCCUUCUCUGUGUUUGAGCAUUUAAAACCAAACAGUUUACAGUUUGGAUUUAAUUCUGUUUCAACUGAAAGACUUUGUAUUCAUAUAUUGUGAUUGUUUUUGUGAUUAAGAAUGGGUGAUACAAUUUUUUUUUAUACGUACAUAAGGGGAAGGGGUGGGCUUAGGGCUAGUUUGGUAUUAUAAUGCUUUUAAAAAAAAUCUGCUUCUGUUGUGUUGUAAGAAUAAAGUUGUUAAGUGUUUGGUAAACA
Molecule: messenger RNA, 2523 nt
Organism: Malus domestica (apple)
Lineage: Eukaryota; Viridiplantae; Streptophyta; Magnoliopsida; Rosales; Rosaceae
Product: L-type lectin-domain containing receptor kinase IX.1-like
Biological process (GO): protein phosphorylation
Cellular component (GO): plasma membrane
Molecular function (GO): carbohydrate binding; ATP binding; protein kinase activity
Source: RefSeq, a predicted model, not a curated record